Acomys russatus (golden spiny mouse) is the source of this 1057-nucleotide messenger RNA. It is a transcript of the gene Rarres1, whose product is annotated as retinoic acid receptor responder 1. The record is from RefSeq and is a predicted model, not a curated record. Gene Ontology annotation, molecular function: metalloendopeptidase inhibitor activity. The transcript is spliced from 6 exons. NCBI's taxonomy places the organism in Eukaryota, Metazoa, Chordata, Mammalia, Rodentia, Muridae. Bases 98 to 1057 code for a protein of 319 amino acids.
CCUAUUUCCGCGAGCACCACGAACCUCGUUUCGGGAGCUCCAUGUCAGCUUCCCUCAUCCACGCAGUCAGUUCUGUUAGCCCCAGUCGCCCGCAUCCAUGCAUCCCUAUCGACCUUCGCUGCCCGCGCUGCUGCUGAGCCUCUGGCUGAUGCUGAGCCUCUGGCUGCUGCUGAGCCUCGCACUGCCCGCAGCGGCCGUGACGCCCAGGGACCAGGAGAUCACCGUAGUCCCCGCGCAGUCUCCGGCCGUCGGACUGCCACGCGGGAUCCUGCAGCUGGCGGGGAGCACGGCGCUGCAUUUCUUCAACUUCCGUGCCGGCUCGCCCAGCGGGCUGCAGGUGCUGGCCGGCGUGCAGGAGGGCCGCGCAUGGGUCGACCCUCAGGAGGGAUGUGAAGUGGACUUGGUUUUUAGCACAAAACCCUACAACCCAGAGCAGGAAGGUGAGGAACGUUUGGGCAGAUGUUCUGCGAGGGUGUUUUUCAAGAAAAAUAAACCCAGGCCGGCCAUUAAUGUAACCUGUGCACGGCUCAUUGAGAAAGCCAAGAGACAAGAAAAGGAUUAUGUACUUUACCAGCAGAUGAAGCAAUUGACGACUCCUCUGCACGUCAUCAGCAUCCCAGACCCUUAUGGACACGUUGAUCCCUCACUGAGCCCCUUCCAGGACUUGGCUUUUCUCGGCAGCUCUUAUGUGAUGUGGGAGAAGACAUCCCAGCAUCUGCACUACUCCAUGGUCCAGCUCAGUAGUGUGAAGCAGUUGAAAACGAAUGACGAUGGUGUGGACUUUGACUUCACUGUUCUACUUCAUGAAUUCUCAACUCAGGAAAUCAUCCCCUGCCGUAUUCAGCUGCUCUGGUACCCUGGUAAACCGCUUAAAGUCAAGUACCAUUGUCAAGAACUCCAGGGCCCAGACGAUGGCUCUGGAUCCGGAUCAGCUAUGGAACCAACAGAAUUUAGUAAUUUUGAAAGAGAAAAAGACAAAGUGCUUCUAUCAAAUCCUACUUCAUCGUUCCUGCAUAAGCAAAGGUCCAGGCGACCUGGGCAGGCAAGCCUGCACUAA